GACCUUUUCAAGUCUCCAAGAAACUGGAAAAUCCUCACCAAUUUUCUACAAAUGGAAUGUACAUUCUUUGCUUAUCUUCCCUCAUCACAUAUGAGCUCUUCUUUCUUUUUAUGCCUCUUGCUCAUCGUAUCUGUCAUAUGCUCUCCUGUUUCAGCUUCACAUUCAGUGACGUGGACCUAUGGAGUAAACUACGGCAGGAUAGCGAACAAUCUACCGGCACCGGAGAGUGUGGUGACGCUUCUAAAAGCCGCGAAGAUAAACCACAUUCGAAUCUACGACGCCGAUCACGGAGUUCUCCAGGCCUUCAAAGGGUCCGGUAUAGAAAUCAUAAUCUGUCUCCCCAAUGAGCUCUUGACAGAAAUGAGUAUGGGAGAGGACCGUGCCAUGAAUUGGGUGAAAGAAAACGUGCAGGCAUUCCUUCCCGGAACCCGAAUCCGAGGAAUAGCCAUCGGCAACGAGAUAUUAGGAGGGACAACUAUGCAACUUUGGGAGGCCUUAUUGCCAGCAGCAAAGAAUAUUUAUAUUGCUCUGUACAGAUUGGGACUACAUCGUACAAUUGAGGUUUCAAGUCCACAUUCAGAGGCUGUGUUUGCCAAUUCUUUCCCACCAUCGGCCUGCAUCUUCCGACCCGAUGUCGCGCCGUUUAUGAAGCCGCUUCUCGAGUUCUUCUCACAGAUCGGCUCACCGUUUUACAUAAAUGCCUAUCCAUUUCUAGCCUACAAGAAUGAUCCUCAACAUAUUGACAUCAACUAUGCAUUAUUUAAAGAUAACCGUGGGAUAUAUGAUGCAAAGACAAAGCUGCACUAUGACAACAUGUUCGAAGCUCAGGUCGAUGCAGCCUAUGCCGCGUUGGAUAAAGCCGGUUUCAGCAAGAUGGAAGUCAUUGUUUCCGAAACAGGGUGGGCGUCUCGUGGCGAUCCGGAUGAAGCCGGUGCGACGGUGAAGAAUGCCAAGACUUAUAAUAAGAACCUGAGGAAACGUUUGGCUAAGAAGAAGGGGACGCCGUUUAGGCCGCAUAUGGUGGUCAGGGCUUAUGUUUUUGCGUUGUUCAAUGAAAAUUCGAAGCCGGGGCCGACGUCGGAGAGGAACUUCGGAUUGUUCAAGCCCGAUGGAAGCAUUGCGUAUGACAUUGGAUUCACUGGACUCGAGCCUUCUGCAGCAGCAGCCUCCCUUCUCUCUUUUAAGGAUAUUGCAGCUCAGGGUUGGUUAAGAUCGUCUUACUUGUUUGUUUCUACGGCUUCAGUUGUUGUUUUAUUACAAUGUUUGGGGUUGUAA
Molecule: messenger RNA, 1275 nt
Organism: Hibiscus syriacus
Lineage: Eukaryota; Viridiplantae; Streptophyta; Magnoliopsida; Malvales; Malvaceae
Product: glucan endo-1,3-beta-glucosidase 14-like
Exons: 3
Coding region: 52-1275 (407 amino acids)
Biological process (GO): carbohydrate metabolic process
Cellular component (GO): plasma membrane
Molecular function (GO): hydrolase activity, hydrolyzing O-glycosyl compounds
Source: RefSeq, a predicted model, not a curated record